Messenger RNA from Bactrocera oleae (olive fruit fly), 1621 nucleotides. It is a transcript of the gene Snr1, whose product is annotated as SWI/SNF related, matrix associated, actin dependent regulator of chromatin, subfamily b, member 1. The record is from RefSeq and is a predicted model, not a curated record. Gene Ontology annotation, molecular function: transcription coactivator activity. Gene Ontology annotation, biological process: chromatin remodeling; positive regulation of pseudohyphal growth by positive regulation of transcription from RNA polymerase II promoter. Gene Ontology annotation, cellular component: nuclear chromosome; nucleus; brahma complex. Lineage: Eukaryota; Metazoa; Arthropoda; Insecta; Diptera; Tephritidae.
AUUAAUAAUUUAAAUAACGAGGCAUACAUUUAAAAGUCGCAAUUGCGUUUGUUCUGAAAUUCAACUGUCAAAAUUUUCUUUUCAUUUGGCGUUGUAAAAUGUAAAAGUUGUUUACACCAUAGUAAAUUAUUUCACCCCAACUCAACACAGAGAAAAUUAUUACCGUUUGGCACACAGUAUAAAUUACGAUAUUUUUUAAUGAUGGCAUCCCUCUUUAGGUUCGCCAUUAUUGCAUAUCUAUUCUGACGUUUUAUUGUUAGGUUUUAGCCAGGGAUAAAGCUUUAGCAUUUUAGUGUGAAAUUAAUUUUAGUGGAAAAAAGCAUAAGGUUUGUUUUACCGGAUAUAUUUUUUUUAUAAAUGGCAUUACAAACAUAUGGAGACAAGCCUGUGGCUUUUCAGCUGGAAGAAGGUGGGGAAUACUAUUAUGUCGGCUCUGAAGUGGGAAACUAUAUGCGUUUAUUCCGUGGUAUCCUUUAUAAAAAGUAUCCUGGUAUGACGCGGUUAGUACUUUCCAAUGAAGAACGUAAAAGGCUAGCUGAUUCCGGAUUGAGUUCACACAUAUUAGCGAGUUCUGUAUCACUACUACGAGCCGUAGAAGUAGACGAUAUAAUUGCAGGAAAUGAUGAAAAAUAUCGAGCUAUAUCCGUAAACACAUCGGAAGCACCAUUACCGCGUGAAAAUAAAUCUAAAAAACAGCCACAAUAUGUGCCCACUAUGCCGAAUUCUAGUCAUUUGGACGCAGUCCCACAAGCCACUCCAAUAAAUCGUAAUCGCGUUCAUACCAAGAAAGUUCGUACAUUCCCUAUGUGUUUUGAUGAUACCGACCCAACAGCUAAUAUUGAAAACGCAGGACAGAAAGAAUGUUUAGUACCGAUACGUUUAGAUAUGGAAUUGGAAGGUCAAAAAUUGCGUGAUACAUUCACUUGGAAUAAAAAUGAGAGUAUGAUAACACCAGAACAAUUUGCUGAAGUACUUUGCGAUGAUUUGGAUUUAAACCCCAUACCUUUUGUUCCUGCCAUUGCUCAAGCCAUUCGACAGCAAAUAGAAGCUUUUCCAAAUGAGCCUCCGAUACUUGAAGAAAGUUGUGAUCAGCGAGUUAUCGUUAAACUUAAUAUUCACGUCGGAAAUACAUCACUUGUUGAUCAAGUUGAAUGGGAUAUGUCUGAAAAGAAUAAUAAUCCCGAGGAAUUCGCUAUAAAGCUAUGUGCUGAGCUCGGCUUGGGAGGGGAGUUUGUAACAGCAAUUGCGUACAGCAUACGCGGCCAAUUGUCUUGGCAUUGUCGCACUUAUGCUUUUAGUGAAGCUCCCCUAUCUACUAUUGAUGUUCCCUUCCGUAAUCCCAGCGAUGCUGAUGCUUGGGCACCAUUCCUCGAAACAUUAACGGAUGCUGAAAUGGAAAAGAAAAUACGUGAUCAAGACCGUAAUACGCGUCGCAUGCGUCGUUUGGCCAACACGACAACGGGUUGGUAAAACCUUUCAAUAUAUGCAUAGGUUUUUAGCGACGAGUCAAGUUCAUAUACAUAUAUAUCGAAGUAUUUUGCGCUGAAUGCAAUAAUGAUAUGUUUCUAGAUAUAAAUGGUAUUUUUUCGAAUUAACAAAUAAAUGUAGAUUGAAAAAUAAA